GUCUUGCAAAUUUUCUUACUUGAAAUUAAUCCUCCUAGGUUUGCCAGAGUCCCCGGUCAGAGUACGUGCUGUCUGGAUUGAUUGCCCUGUCCAGUUUUGUUUUUUUGACAGCCCAUCUGCACCUGCCACGAGAUGCCCACGUCGUCGGUGUCGGAAUGUGGUGGUCGUUCCCGCUCCGUUACAUUUCUUCUUCUUCAUCAUUUUCUUCUUAUUCUCCUUCUUUCCCCCUCUCUCCUUUCUUUUUUUCACUUCUGUUGUUUCUUCUCCGGGAAAAUCUUCAUUUCAACUCUUCCCUGUCUAUCGAUUUGCCAAUCCCAAGGCCUGGCUGGCAUGGUCGUAUUUGAUGUGUUUGGAUCACAAUUGUCUGUUAGGGUCCUGGGAGAAAUUCCACCCCCAUCCUGGAAAGCCACACGAUUUGACUGCGCCCAGCUGCGCGUCUCCGCAUCCGGCAGCCUCAGACACCCAGACGACUUGGGUGAGCGAGCGCGGUGUUUUGCUGACAGGAAGGGGGAGGGGCUAGGCAGUGUAACAGCUGUUUCAGUCACCGCUCCCGAUCACCUUGCUUCGUGCGGAUUGUCCCGCCGGCUACGCAUGGAUUCACAAAGUAAUUGCUCGUCAGUGCGCAUCGGAUAUCAGACGAAUGCCUCCAACCGAUCUAGCUAUGGACAACGCCAAUGAAGUCAUAAAAAGACAGAAGCAUUAUACCCGUCGUUGACAUGCUCUUCGCCUCGACCGCCGCACCCCUUAGGCCACAAUCGCUACCAGCUUGGUCGACUAACGAGCUGGCAGUCAGUCAGUCAGCCAGGCAGCCCGACGCUACGGUUUGGAGCAGAACAGACGGAUGGCUUCUACCCGUCGGUCUAACCAUCGUGGCUUACCGCCAGUCUGUGUCCCCCUCCAAUCGAUCGCAGAGUGCUACGGU
Colletotrichum navitas is the source of this 922-nucleotide messenger RNA. RefSeq lists its product as uncharacterized. The transcript is spliced from 2 exons. The coding region runs from base 133 to 678 and encodes 181 amino acids. The record is from RefSeq and is a predicted model, not a curated record. NCBI's taxonomy places the organism in Eukaryota, Fungi, Ascomycota, Sordariomycetes, Glomerellales, Glomerellaceae.